Molecule: messenger RNA, 2918 nt
Organism: Cyprinus carpio (common carp)
Lineage: Eukaryota; Metazoa; Chordata; Actinopteri; Cypriniformes; Cyprinidae
Product: transcription factor NF-E2 45 kDa subunit
Biological process (GO): regulation of transcription by RNA polymerase II
Cellular component (GO): nucleus
Molecular function (GO): RNA polymerase II cis-regulatory region sequence-specific DNA binding; DNA-binding transcription factor activity, RNA polymerase II-specific
Source: RefSeq, a predicted model, not a curated record
UCACUCGUUUGUAAAAUUGUUCGUUUGAAUUAAAAAGAUAUGUUUUUCUCCUUGUAACACUAGCAAAUAUUAACAGAAUAAUGACAUUCGAUUGCAAAAUCAUUAUUGUAGCUGCAUUUUACUGUACCAAAAUGUCCAAUUUAACAGGAAAGAAACAUUAAAGUUUAAAACGGAUGUUGUGUAUAAAAAGGCUGUAAUAUAGCACCACAAAAAAGCAAACCAACAGAUGAGGAACAAGUUUAAUUUGUGUUACACGAUAUAGCUAAAGAAACUCAGUGGUAACCAGAAUGACUGCUAAUGCAUAUUAAGCAUCAAUGUAAACUAAUUCAUUUAUUUUCGACGUGAGGGAGUAUGCUGAGAAAGUCUUCCUGAUAUUCUGAUGUCUGUGGUUAGGCCCCUGCCUUCGUUUACUGGAGAACAGGCUGGCUUCCAAAAGAUUGUCUUAUCAAGGGUUGACAUUACUGUUCACAAAGCCAGCUGAUAGGACAAAUCCAGCCCAACGAAACUUCAUGUCCAGUCACACAAUAUGACAAUUGGAGCACAUGGGAAGGGAAACGUGAAACAGUUUCAAACAAGAUAUAUUCUUAUGGUUAAUGUCAAUUUUUGGACGUUUCAGAGUGACAUCAUCGUCCGUUUACGGACUGAUUCACUGCAUCAGGGGUCUGUCCUGAAUGUGUUCAUCAAUCAACAGUGUACUUCCCCGGAGGAUCAGCUGUGAGGGACUGGCAAACCCUGGAAGACUGCAUGGGGAGGUGUCCACCAAUGUCACUGGAUUCCGGGCACAUCGUUCCCCCCAGCAUUUGGAGAUGGACGUGGCCUGGCAGGAACUGAUGGCCAUCACAGAACUUCAGGAGUUUGAGGUGCCCAAUGAGAAUCCCUUUGAAGCUAUUCCAUACCUGUCCACGGAGCCCAUGGUUUCUCAAGGGGGGAUCGGGAUGAGUCAGCCGCAGCCAGACUCCAUUCCAGCCAAUUGUGAUGCCCAUUCUUCUGGUGUUUAUGAAAAUGCAUACCCUGAAAUGAUGCCACCUUAUCAGCGUUUGAACCCACACAUGGAUAUGCACUACAGCCUCCCUGUCCCUGGCGGCCACGGUUCUUCAAGAAUGCUUGCGAAUACGCAAGGUCUUCAUCCACCUCUCAUGAGUCUUUUGGAGCACAUGAACAUGACACGCGGUCAUGGGAUUGUGAAAGACGGCGUUAUCAACCUUCACUGCACAGGACAAAUCAAACAGGCUUGUGGAGAUGAUCUCGAGUCAGAUUCUGGUUUGUCGCUUGGUUCAAGCCCACCGCUUGCCUCUCCUGAGAAUGCAGUGCAUGGAGUACCUUCGUACUUACCUGCAGAUGGUAUGAUGGGCUACGCCGAAAGCGAAAGUAUUGGGGAGCAAUGUCGCAUGCGGCAGAGUUUGCUUGGGUCUGUUGACUACCAGCAGUCCUACAGUUCAUACCCCGGAACUUCUUAUCCCACAACUGCAAAUAUGCAACCUAUCAACCAGCAGACUUACCAACAAAUUGCAUCAAUGAAGCAACCGGUUUUACCCACAGCCCUGCAUGAUCUACAACUGAACAGCUCAGGUUUAACAAGACUGGGUUCAUAUCAAUCUAUGUACCCAAAGCAAAAGUCCAGCAGCGUUCCUAUACCCCUGAGCAGAGAUGAGCGGAGAGCCCUCGCUCUCAAAAUCCCAUUCUCACUGGAGAAGAUAGUGAACCUUCCAGUGGAUGACUUCAAUGAGCUCUUGACCCAAUUCACACUGAACGACGCUCAGCUGGCACUCGUGAGGGACAUUCGCAGACGUGGGAAGAACAAAGUGGCUGCUCAGAACUGCCGCAAGCGGAAGAUGGAGAACAUUGUGCAUUUAGAAAACGAGUUGGGACAACUUAGAGCCCAAAGAGAACAUUUAACCAGAGAGAGACUGGAGUUUCAGCAAAACCUAGCCAUUAUCAAAUGCCGGCUCUCAGAUCUUUACACCCAAGUGUUUUCACAGCUUCGUGAUGAGGAGGGACACCCUUAUUCAGUUGAUGAGUAUUCACUACAACAAACUAAUGAUGGCAACAUUUACUUGGUGCCACGGAACACAGUCCUGGAGGGUGAAUGAACUUUUUUUGUUGUUUUAUAAAGUCACCCAUAGAUGGACAACUAAAUUCAUGAGGUUUCUACAAUUUAUGAACAAUGAAUUUCAUUUACUUCAAAUAAAUGGAAUCAUGAAUGGAUAAAGACUUAAAAUCACUUAAGAUAUCAAACAGGAUUUUUUUUUUUUUUCGCCAAAGUAGUUUAGGAUAGUAUAACUACAAAAAUGUAUAACUACAGAAAUUGCAAAGAGCUUCGAUGAUAAAGAAAACACUUCCAAACUUUUGUUAAUAGACUAUGCUGCAAGUUUUUUUUUUUUUUGGCACUUUUGUACAAUAAAACAUUGGUCUAAAAGAGAAUCAGUAUCAUGUCCAACAUAAACACAUGCUUUCAGUAAACGAGUUCUACACAAGACAGGAUCACAUCAUUUGUAGCAUUAAAAUUUUUUAUUGGUAAAAAAGGGUUAAAAAAAGUAAUAAAAAUAGUCUCUUUAGCUGCAUUUUGGUCCUAGAAAAAAAAAAAGAAAUAAAGUUUGAAUUUUGGAAUAUUGUAAACAAGAUAUUGCAUUACAAUAGCAAGUACCUCUAUCAUUUCACCAGUUUAGAAAGACAAAUGCCUUUUCAUUUCAAGAGAUGAUUUUCACUCAUCAGAUCCUGAAAAAGCAAGCAUAACAUGGUCAGCACAUUAAAUAUAGAAUAAGAAAAACCAGUGGGCAUGCAUUAAAAAGGGUUUAAGUUCUACAAAAUCUUGUGCACCAAACUAUGCUGACUGCAGUUACUUCCCCUGUAACAUACACACUGAAGGGGAAGUUGACAUUAACUGUACAGCUUCUGCUAAUAAAAUUGUUUUACAAUUA